CGACCUGAAUGGUCGCCCUCUCGGCUCAUGGUCAGCUGACCCUCUCGCGGGACCGCCCUAACCGCAAUCGGCGCGAGGUUGCGGAGCGGAAGGUGUAAUGGAGGUUCUGCCGCAAGGGUGUUUGCGCAGAAGAGGUGGUCCGUAUAAAACCGAGCCAGCUACAGACCUGACCCGCUGGAGACUGUCUAAUGUUGAGGGCAGACAGACCUGGAGGUACAUCGACUACAGAGAUGCAGAAGACAGGCCUCAAACAAUGCUGGAGCUGCAUUCUUUGGGACUCAACACUAGUAAAUUUACCAGAGAUUUACCAAGUGCUGGUACACCAGAAGAGGCAGUUCUACAGGGAAUGAAGUUUUAUGCACAAUUACAGGCUGAGGAUGGACAUUGGGCUGGAGACUAUGGUGGACCACUCUUCCUUCUACCAGGGCUCCUGAUUACAUGUCAUGUAGCAAAGAUAUCAUUGACAGAGGCUCAAAAGGAGGAAAUGGUUCGAUAUCUCCGCUCAGUACAACUUCCAGAUGGAGGCUGGGGUUUGCAUGUGGCGGACAAGUCGACAGUUUUUGGAACAGCACUGAAUUACACAGCCCUGCGAAUCCUUGGUGUCGGGCCAGAUGAGCCUUACCUGGUGCGAGCAAGAAAUAACCUUCAUGAUAAAGGUGGUGCAGUUGGAAUCCCGUCCUGGGGUAAAUUCUGGUUGGCCAUCCUUAAUGUCUACAGCUGGGCAGGGAUGAACACCUUGUUUCCUGAGAUGUGGCUCUUCCCUCGAUGGGUGCCAGCUCACCCCUCCACCUUGUGGUGUCACUGUCGGCAAGUCUACCUUCCUAUGAGUUACUGCUAUGCCGUGCGGCUCACUGCACAGGAAGAUGAGCUUAUUCGCAGCCUGCGCCAGGAACUCUAUGUUCAGGAUUAUAGUACUAUUGACUGGCCUGCCCAGCGAAACAAUGUGGCAGUUUGUGACCUGUACACACCACACAGCAAGCUUCUCACUAUUGCAUACGCUUUGCUGAAUGUGUAUGAGGAUCACCACAGCACCAGCCUGAGGAAAAGGGCAGUCACAGAACUCUACGACCACAUCGCAGCUGACGAUAGAUUCACAAAGUGCAUUAGUAUUGGGCCGAUUUCCAAAACCAUCAACAUGUUAGUUCGCUGGCAUGUGGAGGGUUACAAGGCCACUGCUUUCCAGGAGCAUGUUUCUCGUAUCCCAGACUAUCUCUGGCUUGGCCUUGAUGGACUGAAGAUGCAGGGCACCAAUGGAUCUCAACUGUGGGAUACAGCUUUUGCUGUCCAGGCCUAUCUUGAGGCAGGAGCUCAGGAUAUCCCAGAAUUCGCAACCUGUCUCAAACAAGCCCACAAGUAUUUCCAGAUCUCACAGGUCCAAGACAAUCCUCCCGAUUAUGACAAGUAUUACCGUCAGAUGAAUAAGGGUGGUUUCUCAUUUAGCACUCGUGACUGUGGCUGGAUUGUAGCAGAUUGUACGGCAGAAGGCUUGAAGUCUAUAAUACUGUUGCAAGAGAAGUGUCCCUUCAUAACAGAGCAUAUCUCUAAGGAGCGACUGUUUGAUGCUGUCAAUGUGCUGCUUAGUAUGAGAAACCCUGAUGGUGGAUUUGCCACGUACGAGACAAAGCGCGGGGGACGACUGCUGGAGCUUCUGAACCCAUCAGAGGUUUUUGGUGAUAUAAUGAUUGAUUACACAUAUGUUGAGUGCACAUCUGCAGUAAUGCAAGCACUACAACACUUCCAAGAAAAAUUUCCACACCACAGAGCAAGAGAGAUCAGAGAUACAUUGGAAAAGGGACUUGAGUACUGUCGAAGGAUACAAAACUCAAAUGGGUCAUGGGAAGGGAGCUGGGGUGUAUGUUUCACCUAUGGAACCUGGUUUGGCCUGGAGGCUUUUGCCUGCAUGGGGCACACAUAUCAGAAAGGUGCUGCAUGCAGAGCGGUGACCCGAGCCUGUGAAUUCUUGCUGUCGAAACAGAUGGAGGAUGGAGGCUGGGGUGAGGAUUUUGAAUCGUGCGAGCAAAGGAAAUAUGUACAGAGUGCAAAGUCCCAAGUUCACAAUACAUGUUGGGCAGUAUUGGGAUUGAUGGCUGCCAGGUACCCUGGUACACGGGCAAUCGAGAGAGGGAUUAAAUUCCUAUUGGAUAAGCAACUGCCAAAUGGGGAUUGGCCUCAGGAGAACAUUGCUGGUGUAUUCAAUAAAACCUGUGCGAUCAGCUAUACCUCCUACAGAAAUAUCUUCCCGAUAUGGACUCUGGGGCGAUUCACAAGCCUUUAUCCUAGUAGUGCACAGACUACCAAGCUCAAACUUUGAUGGUAGAAGCUGAUAAAUGUGCUCAUAUAUUCCAAUAAGCCAUCUUUGCUGGUAGAUAAUGUAAAACAAUAAGACAGUUGACAGAUUAACUUCUAAUAAUGUGGGGAAUGGUCAGAUGUGUACAUUUUUCUCAGUUGGGUUAUAGAUCAACAUGUGCCUAUAUGACAAUUCCAGUUGUUUAAGAAUAUAACAGGUUUUAGGCACAAGAAAAAGCCAUUGGGCCCAAGAAACCAGUUCCUUUCUGAAAGAGCAAUUCUAUCUGCCUUUCCGCCAUAUUUCUCUCCUUGUCUCUCCAGAAAUGCACCACAGCUUAUGCUGAUUUAUAUUAUCCACACUAACUCAAUUAUUCAAUCACCAAUUCCAAGCUGGACCAGUUCAACUUGUGCUUUUCUCUUUUCCCAGGUCUGGUGAAAUUGCACCUUAAGCUGCUUCAAGGUGAAUUAGUUGAACUGGUUCCAGUCCUGAGCUGCAUAUAUUGCUGGUCCACUGGUUACAGGCACCAAAUCAAUCAACUGAAAGUAAUGAGUCCUUUGGCAAUUGGUGAAAGAAAUUCAGUCAAUACUCGCACAACACUAAGGCAGCUCAUAGACAUCCUUUGACUUAUCUGCAGUCUGUUUACUAUGUUCAGGCCCUAUUUCUUUCUCAUUUCCCCUCAUGACAAAUGGGUAAUAGUAGUUCCAGAUGAGAAAAGGCAGAGGAGACUCUCCAUGUAAGAGAAUAAUAUGACAUGGUUUGAUGUACUGUUUUACACAGCAAUGUAUACUUAAUCAUGAUUUUGCAAGAAUAUAACUUUAGGAAUGAGGAUUUGAGCAAGCUGUAUGUGUGUCUACAUAUAUGAAUACAGCAUAAUGCUUUGCUCUCUA
Carcharodon carcharias (great white shark) is the source of this 3174-nucleotide messenger RNA. RefSeq names its product lanosterol synthase (2,3-oxidosqualene-lanosterol cyclase) (gene lss). The record is from RefSeq and is a predicted model, not a curated record. Gene Ontology annotation, cellular component: lipid droplet. NCBI's taxonomy places the organism in Eukaryota, Metazoa, Chordata, Chondrichthyes, Lamniformes, Lamnidae. The coding region runs from base 98 to 2311 and encodes 737 amino acids. The transcript has 22 exons. Gene Ontology annotation, molecular function: lanosterol synthase activity. Gene Ontology annotation, biological process: cholesterol biosynthetic process; triterpenoid biosynthetic process.